GAUAAAAAACGGGCGGAAGCUAGCAGCUCGACAAGUUGGAUGUAGUUGUUGCAACGUCCUGAAACGGUUUUAUGUUGAUGUUUUAGUCAGUAUUGUAAUUCCAUGAUAUUACUGAGCUUGUCUCAGCAUACUGACAUGUCAGAUCGCUCGGUCGGUAGGCUAACGCAGUAACGUUUCCGUCAGCUAUGUCGACAAGAGACAAAGGUUCACUGAACACAAGUUGGAUGUUGUCGAAUAACGGACUAGCCUGUUAGCUAACGCGAAUUACCCCAACAGGAGCCAAGUAUUGUGGAAUGGCAUCAUAGUUGAUAUUUUUAUAAAUACCCUGUGGAUUUUAUGUUUGGGCGUUUUUGCUUAGUCGCUGUUUUAGUACAUUUUAACCGUGAGCAACAAUUUGAUGUAAGAAGGUGAGCUGAGAGAGAAAAGCGUAAUGUCGUGAGAGAAGCUGGCUCUCCUUUCCAGGAAAUGUUUUCUGUGUAAUGAAGUAGCUGUAGGAUAAAACAGCUGCCAUGGUGCCUGCAGUGCCGCUGUCCCUGUCGAGUUGAACGACCCACGUUGAGACCUGGUGCAGCAUGAAGACCCUCGGACCCCGAUUCUCCUUCUGCGCUGGCUUCGUGGUGGGAACCUUGACGCUCUACGUGUUCCUGCGGCAGGUGUGGUUUGAGAGGAGUUGGUCAACACUGCAGGCCACCAGCCUGGAAAAUAAUGCCCCGCAAGGGAUCGAGGAAGAGAGCACGAUAUGGAAGAAAGAAAGGUCUGCUCUUUUCAACCUGAUGCAUCCUCAUCAUUCAGGCGAGGACAGCCGGAUGGCAGAUGAGCUCUAUAAAAAGGUGCGUGUUCUUUGCUGGGUGAUGACUGGACCAAACAACCUGGAGAAGAAGACUCGCCAUGUGAAGUCUACUUGGAGUCGCCACUGUAACAUGGUGAUUUUCAUGAGCUCAGUGGAUGACCCCAACUUCCCCACGGUGGGCUUGGGGACAAAGGAGGGUAGGGACCAGUUGUACUGGAAAACAAUCAAGGCCUUCCAUUAUGCCUAUGAGCAUCACCUCCACGAGGCAGACUGGUUCCUCAAGGCAGACGACGACACCUAUGUAAUUGUAGACAACCUGCGUUUGGUUCUUGCUAACCACACACCAGAGGAGCCAAUCUACUUUGGACGAAAAUUUAAACCCUUCACAAAGCAGGGCUACAUGAGCGGUGGGGCAGGCUAUGUGUUGAGCAAAGAGGCUCUGCGUAGAUUUGUAGAAGGAUUUAAAAACAAAGUGUGCUCCCACACUAGCUCUGUAGAGGACCUUGCAAUGGGACAGUGCAUGGAGAAAGUUGGGGUGUUGGCAGGGGACUCCAGAGACAGUGGGCACAGGGAGACAUUUCACCCAUUUGUCCCAGAGCAGCACCUCACUACCAAGUUCCCCAAGAGCUUCUGGUAUUGGAGCUACUGCUACUACCCUAUCUCAGAGGGUCCAAACUGCUGCUCAGAUCUGUCGGUGUCUUUCCACUAUGUGGAUGCCUCACUGAUGUAUUUAUUGGAGUACUACACCUAUCACCUGCGUGCCUUUGGUUACAGCUACCGUUACCAGCCCCCUGCUCCGCUAGGCUACAGUAUUGAGAAGUCAGAUCUCUGGAACAAUAAGCCAGGAUCUGGGGAGAAAGGUGUGGAUGGUAAGAAUCCGUCCAGGACUGACAAGAAACAUGAUGCAGAUCCCCCUCAAGUAGCUGGUAAAGACUCUCCUGAUGCUUUAGCAGGCCAAAAACAGUAGGACUGUUUGGGUGUGUGAAGACUAGUAUCAUUAGGGAUUGUGUUUUUGAGUGUUUGCUUAUUCAUUUAGAUGGUCUCAGCUCUUCUAGAACGGAAAGAAAAAGUUUCCCUUGAUUUUAAACGUCCCUACACACAGUACAAGCAUGCUGACAGAAGAUUCCCCAUCUGAGAAUGAAGAGUUAAUUUCUCUCAGAACUUUAAUCCUCGAUUUUUAGGUGUUUUUCCCCCCUUCUUUUAAGACAGGGUUUAUCCUUUUAAAAAGCAGGAACAGCUCUCUGUAAGCUGAAUCCAUUCAAAAACUAGCUUUAGUCAUUUUUUAAAUCUGUACCAACCUGAGUACCAAUGUUUUAUUCUUUCUUUUUAAUUGCAAAUUCACCAAAACCUGAUGGACCACUCUAUAGAGGGCUGUAGUUCUUGUCUUGCUGGAACUGUUGGACUUGAUUUGCUGUGCCUCGAAGGCAUAUUUACCUUGAGGUGAGAGAAAACUGUUGGAAUAAUGCCAAGAAUACAUUAGACCAAUUAGAAACAAAGUGCCUAACCCUGUGCAUCAAGUUAACAUUACGUCUCUAUGAGUCGUGGAUAAUUGUUCUGUGCACAUUGCGAUUAAUCUGCAGGAGCGUCUCAGUUUGCUUACUUAUGGCAGGAUUCAGAGUUUCAACACAUUUUCACGACAGAACAUUAAAGUCUCACUUUAUGUUUAAAUUCUGGUGUUUGAUAUUCUGAUUAAUCACAAAACAUUUUCAACUCUAAAAUCAAUGUUCUGAAAGUAAGGAGAUCAGUUUCCUGUGAAAGUGCUAUAGAGCAUUCAGCUUUAUGGACAGCUGAUUCAUUCUGACUACAAUUUUAGCCAUGAUCUUGCAGCUUUAAACCAGUUUAGGGGAAUUAGAAAACAACAUAAAUCUGGAUACAUUUUGGAAAUGUUAGUCUUUAAAACCAACUGAAUAUAAUCCACCCAAUUAGGCGUGAUACCAGAUGUGAUCAUCGUUUUGGUGCCGUCUUGCUGUUAAUGCUGAGUCUUGGAAUUUAUCUAUAGUUUUUCUCAAUAGGUUACCUUUAGUUGACGGUUUACAUUCAUAUCUGUUCUGCAGUAUUUUCAUCAUUUAAACUGGUAUCUGCCUCUACUGGUGAGUAGCGCUUUUUGUAAUGGUGAUUGCUGGGUGAUACAGUACUCAUACGAUACAGUUUAGGGGCUUACAAUAUAGGAUAAGUAUGCAAGGCAAUAUAUUCAUUUUCUCUUUUUUUUUAAUCUAAUUUAAAAAUAUCCACAUAUUAUAAAGAGCACACGAACUUAGAUUGAAGUAUGUCAUUAUAUUUUCCUUUUUAAUCCAAUCAGAGAAGUGUGAUCUGCAUUUGUAUUACAGUCCAUCCAACAUUAAAUCAUUACUUUUUGUACGGUCCGAGCAAAGGGAGUAAAAUUACAUCAUAUCACAUCAUAUAAUACUGUGAUACUGAAGCAUUGACAUAUUUUUUAACACCCCAUGGUUUGGCACAUCUUUGUAAUGAAACACAAUCUCCUGGCACUCGAUCGUCCACUUUUACUGGCAGUACAGCUACCGGCACAUAAACCACAAUCUUCACAGCUCCCUGCAUCAGAUGACUCAUUAGCUUGUGCCUUCUGAAUUGAGAUUGUACGAGCUAUUAGCUGCACACAUGACUUUGCACUGUGACUUCACCGUGAGGAGGGAGUUGCUGUCAUACAAACUAUAAUGAAUCCUUCCGAUGUGUUGAAUGGAAGAAGAAAACCGUUUAUCUACAUUUUAUUUACUGUGAUGUUUGAUUUUAAAGCUCUCUAUGUGGGACAGAACUUUUUAAGAUAUUAUUUAAGGUACAUAUUAUGUCUCAACCAAACAGAGAAUCAAUAUUGUGGGAGAUUCAGUAAUUGCCAAAUACAAAAAAGAAAAAUGGCUGCAGGCAUCAAACAGGAUUCAGUUAUUAUUUUAAAGAUGUAUGAAACAGUUGCAUGCAUUUCCUUUGUAUUAAUUGUGUUUCUUUUUAACCACUUGAACCUUUUAUUGUCCCCAAAGGUUAAAAAAAAUGUGGUGGAACUAAUGCCUAAAAAUGCCUUUUUUAAGUGUUUACACAAUUUUCCCUCUGUACACAAAGAACUCAGCUUGUUCAUUUAUUUUCUGUUAAAGUGGAGUUUAAAGUCCAGUUUAAACCAAAUCAUCAUGUUUUUAUGUAAUGUUUCUUUAAAAUGAACACGUUAGUCUUUAAACAUGUUAAGCAGGAGAGGACUGCAGAUUCCUGCGAGCAUCAAAGUCCUCCCUGAAAAGUCUUUUCAAGUCAGUCUUACAUCACAGCAGGUCCUCGACAAUCUACUGCCUACAUUCAAAUGUAUUAAAGGGAAAUGUGUACAGCUCUGUGUUUAUGUUUGACAUGUUUUUUUGUUGGUAUCUAUGUCUGGAUUGAGUCAAGACCUUUGAGAGUGUAAAUGAGAGUGUGUUAGUAUGUGAGCACAGGUUAUCAGUGUGUGGGAUUGUUUUCACUGAUUGGUACCUUAAUCACUAUAAAUAAAUGCAUAUUUUAUUGUA
Molecule: messenger RNA, 4287 nt
Organism: Notolabrus celidotus (New Zealand spotty)
Lineage: Eukaryota; Metazoa; Chordata; Actinopteri; Labriformes; Labridae
Gene: c1galt1lb
Product: core 1 synthase, glycoprotein-N-acetylgalactosamine 3-beta-galactosyltransferase, 1b
Exons: 4
Coding region: 573-1757 (394 amino acids)
Cellular component (GO): membrane
Molecular function (GO): N-acetylgalactosaminide beta-1,3-galactosyltransferase activity
Source: RefSeq, a predicted model, not a curated record